Messenger RNA from Bombus pyrosoma, 2050 nucleotides. RefSeq names its product notchless protein homolog 1 (gene Nle). The transcript is spliced from 6 exons. Gene Ontology annotation, biological process: ribosomal large subunit assembly; Notch signaling pathway. Bases 592 to 2007 code for a protein of 471 amino acids. Gene Ontology annotation, cellular component: nucleolus. Gene Ontology annotation, molecular function: protein binding. Lineage: Eukaryota; Metazoa; Arthropoda; Insecta; Hymenoptera; Apidae. The record is from RefSeq and is a predicted model, not a curated record.
UAUCUUGCUAACUGGCCCUUACUAUUCUCACCUAUUUUUUAAGUUCUUCCGUAACAGAAUUUCUGGUGAUAAUUCUUUGAUAAUUGAGCAGUGGCCAAAUUUGUUCCCUAAACGUGGUCAGUUAGCAAUUCACUAUUAUAUUUCGAAAAACAUAUUUGAGAAAAGAGUUCAAUGAUAUCUUACGGAAUUAAUUACUUUUUCAUCAAAUCCAGGAAUUGAAUCAACAUUUUUAAAAAUUUGAUUAAUCGACUCUUACAAACAUAAAUAGGUUAUAGCAGUUAUAUGUAUUAAAUCACAGUUUAUAGGUUUAAUUUGAGUUAUUUUGACCACGUGAAUAAUUAUUUUUAUACAUAAAUAAUUAAUUAUUUUGAAAGAAAUUUUUGAUAUUCUUAUUGUCUUGAAACAUAUUUCUUACUAGUAUAUAAUGUGAUUAAAAUAUUUUUGAUUUAUGUAAUGAAAAUUAAAUGUGAUAACUUUAUGUGUUAUUUAAUGUAUCAUUUGCAAUAAAUAUUUUUAAAAGGGACAUAAGCAUGUGUUUUAUAAAAAUUUUUAGAUUGCUUGUCCUGAAAGAUAUCUCAUAAUUAAUUCAACAUGAGUAAAAGAAAACUUGAAGAAGAGGACAAGACCAAGCAACACAAUGAAAAUUUUUCAGCAGAAAUAAAAAAUGUUAAACGGAUUUUAUCACGUUUGAAAUCAGAUAAGGGUGACAUAUUACCAGGAGGUUUACUAGAUUUACCCAUAAAUAUUACUGUUGAUAAAUUACAAGAAAUUUGUAAUGCACUUCUACAAACUGAAGAAUCAAUACCUUUUGCUUUUUAUGUAAAUAAUAUUGAGAUCACAGAUAGUUUAGAAAAUAGUAUCAAAGAAAAUUUUAGUAUUAGUGAGGAUGUAAUUGAUAUUAUAUAUCAGCCACAAGCAAUUUUUAAAGUUAGAGCAGUUACACGGUGUACUGGAUCGUUGGAAGGUCAUAAAGAGGCUGUAAUAUCAGUCGCUUUCUCACCAGCUGGAACAUGUUUAGCUAGUGGUUCUGGAGAUACAACAGUAAGAUUUUGGGAUAUAUAUACGCAAACUCCACAAUAUACAUGUGAAGGUCAUAAACAUUGGGUAUUAUGUAUAUCAUGGUCUCCAUGUGGAACUAAGCUCGCAUCUGCAUGUAAAAAUGGUACAAUUUUAUUAUGGAAUCCAAAAACAGGGACACAGAUAGGAAAAGCAAUGUUAGGACACAAAAUGUGGGUCACCUCUUUAUGUUGGGAACCAUAUCAUAAAAAUCCUGAAUGCCAGUAUUUAGUUAGUGGUUCAAAAGAUUGUGACCUGAGGAUAUGGGACACAGUACGCUCACAAACUAUUCGUACUCUGUCUGGUCACACAAAAAGUGUGACAUGUGUUAAGUGGGGUGGUAGUGGCCUUAUUUAUUCUGGUUCACAAGAUAGGACUAUCAAAGUAUGGCGAGCUAAAGAUGGCAUCUUGUGUAGAACUUUAGAAGGUCAUGCACACUGGGUGAACACUUUGGCAUUGAAUGUGGAUUAUGUACUUAGAACUGGUUCUUUUCAUCUUGGGAAAGAUCAAGAAACAAAUGAAGAUCGCGUAGAAUAUGCAAAGAAGCGUUACGAAUCUGUAGGGGAAGAACUACUUGUUUCUGGUUCUGAUGAUUUUACAUUAUUUCUAUGGAGACCAGAAAAGGAAAAAAAAUUUAUUGAUGGUCGCAUAAUUGCAUCUGCUUCAUUUGAUAAGUCUAUAAAAUUAUGGGAAUCAAAUACAGGGAAAUAUAUAACUUCAUUAAGAGGUCAUGUGCAAGCUGUAUACUCAAUCUCAUGGAGUGCAGAUUCCCGUUUACUUGUCAGCAGUAGCGCAGAUUCUACCUUAAAACUAUGGAGUUUAAAAACAAAAAAACUUUGCCAAGAUUUACCUGGUCACGCAGAUGAAAUUUAUGCAGUGGAUUGGUCUCCAGACGGGUUGCGUGUUGCAUCUGGUGGAAAAGAUAAAGUUUUGCGACUUUGGCAGAAUUGAAUAAUGUAUAUGAUAAUAAAUUUUUUAAUAUACAGUUUCGAAA